This is a messenger RNA of Phoenix dactylifera (date palm), 1892 nucleotides long. The record is from RefSeq and is a predicted model, not a curated record. Lineage: Eukaryota; Viridiplantae; Streptophyta; Magnoliopsida; Arecales; Arecaceae.
UAUCAUGGUGUACUUUGAGAAAAUGAAAUGAGCAUUUGAGGAGCUUAGGCACUGUUCGAGUUAUUGUUGUUUUCUACAUGGGUGAAAAUGCUAAGCCCCCCACACCCACACAAGAGACUACUUAAGUUAGGUGGCUUUGGUUCUUAGGCUCAGGAUCUUGCUGCUCCCUCAAAAGAAAAGGUCAGGAACUGGUCCACAAUUAACAAAGAUUUCUUCUCAUUCCAAUUCCAGAGUGUCUUUCUUAUUCUUUCACUUAAUAGAGUUCUUGCAAGCAAAGGCCAGUGCUCUUUUUAUUCAGUAGCUAAUUUUCUUAUCCAUCUUCCUCCACUGCUGGGUCUCUAAGGUUGGGAAAGAGUUUGGAGAAGAAGCGGGGUACCUAGAUAAGGUUCUCUGGAGUCUCAGAGCUUCCAAUUUUUCAGUGUUUUUCUGCCAAAACAAAAGAAAAUGGGCAAGUGGGUUCAUUAUUAGUUCACUUAGAGUCCCAAGAAUCUCAGACCCAAGCCACAGCUGAUUAUUAUUAUUAUUAUUAUUAUUAUCUUUGUUAUUUGAGUGGUCUAAUUCUUUCCUGUCCUUAACCUUUUCCUUUUGGUGUCCAGGACAAAAAAAAAAAAAAAGAGAGUAGCAAAAGAUAAGAAUUAGCACACAGAUAGAGAGAAAGAAUGGAUCUUUCUGGCCAUGAAGGAGAAAUCCCAAUCCCAAUAACCAGCGCAUAUGUUGGUGGCCAUGGGCACACCAUCAUCCAUGACACCCCUCCCCUCCACCACCACCCUUCCAAUGGACCUCCCCCUCCCCCUCCCCUGCCCACAGCUACAUCAGAGGACCACCAGCACCACCCUACCAACCCCUACAGCUCUAAGAAAGGAGUGGUGCUGAAGUACAGGGAGUGCCUCAAGAACCAUGCAGCCUCCAUUGGUGGUAAUGCCACUGAUGGCUGUGGUGAGUUCAUGCCAAGCGGUGAGGAGGGCACCCUGGAGGCCUUGAAGUGUUCUGCCUGCAACUGCCACAGGAACUUCCACAGGAAAGAGGUAGAAGGGGAGUCCUCCUCCUGCGACUGCUUCCACCACCUUAAGGGAAGAAAGGUGCUUGGCCAGAAGGGGCUCUUGAUCUCAGGACCAGAGGCAUUUGGCUAUGCUCCUGCCGGCAACAGUCUCAUUCCAAGGGCAUCACCACACCAUAUGAUCAUGCCCCUGGGAGCCCUGCAGACCUCUGAAUCUGAUGAUAUGGAAGGGUUCGGUGGUGGGGCCAUGGUGAGGCCUCCCAUGGUGAAGAAGAGGUUCAGGACCAAGUUCACACCAGAGCAGAAGGAGAAGAUGCUGAGCUUUGCUGAGAAGGUCGGGUGGAGGCUCCAGAAGCAGGAGGAGAGUGUGGUGCAGCAGUUCUGCCAAGAGAUUGGGGUGAAGAGGAGGGUCCUCAAGGUGUGGAUGCACAACAACAAGCAUAACUUGGCUAAGAAGAGCCCCCCUCUCCAGCUUGAAUGACUGCUGGUUCCACUCCCUCUCUUAGUUCCUCUCGGUCUUAAUCUGAUGGUUUUCUAUGGCCAAUGCUGAUUCUAGAGGUGGAUUUAGAUAGUAGCAUGUUUUGACUGUCGUUUCUUUCUUACUCUUUGGAAUUUCAUCUCUCUUGUUAGUUCUCGAUUGUUAAGGUGAUGUAGCUUAGGCAGUUUGGUAGACAUCAACCAUGCUCUCUCUCUCUCUCUUUUCUUCUUCUAAUGGCUAAAAACCUUAAGACUUUGAUCAUUUGGAUGUGAACUGCGCAUAAUGCUUUCAUGGAUUUUCCACAGCAGAUGAGGAAGAAACCCCUUGAUGAACUGCUUCUUGUUUUAGUCAUAUUAUUUUCUUUUUAAGUAACGUUCCUCUUAAUCCAUUAAAAGAUAAACUGCAAUUUCAUGACGA